Aspergillus caelatus is the source of this 846-nucleotide messenger RNA. RefSeq names its product DPY30/SDC1 family protein. The record is from RefSeq and is a predicted model, not a curated record. NCBI's taxonomy places the organism in Eukaryota, Fungi, Ascomycota, Eurotiomycetes, Eurotiales, Aspergillaceae. The annotation marks the transcript as partial. The transcript is spliced from 2 exons.
UCCCCCAUCCCACCUCCAAAUACCAAAGACGCUCCCUCGACAACCGUAAAACCAACAAUCAUGGCCAACGAUUCCACCCCCAACACCGCAGCGGCCAAUACCCCGACCGGCGAACCUACCCCAACCGCCCAACUCCGACCCGGCGGUGCCCCGGCCCGAGUCUACAUGAACGAGAAGAUCGUCCCGUAUCUCCUGGAGGGAAUGAAACAUGUUACGAAGGAGCAACCACAAAACCCGCUCCGCGUACUCGGCGAAUUCCUGAUUCAGAAGAGUAAUGAGGUGGAAGGGGCAAAGUCGCCUGAAUAAAUCUUUUCAGUCCAUGGAUUAGAGACUGGGUUUAAGUUAGGAUAUGUGGGAUCGAAUUUAUCUCGCUUGAAGCGGGAGGAUAUUGCGCGCUGGUGGAUUCGUCCGCGUCCCCGGAAAGAACGGAUAUUACAUUUCUACCGGGUAGCCAGUCAUGUGCUGUAUAGCUGGACAGGAUAGAUGAGCCGGGAUGGAGCAUGGGAAAUUUGAAAGCCGUUGGCCGUGGUGUGUCUACUGCUGCGCAGGUUCGGGACUUGACAUUGAGGAUAGUUCGUUUGUGGUGUUUAGGGUGGUUUGUGGUGUUUUAUUCUUGGGGUUAGGGAUUUUAUGAUACCAUCUUUUUUGAACGUUAUCGGUAUGAGAGAAUCUAGUUUGGUUAUUAUCUAUAUAUUUUGUGUGUGUUGGCUUUAGAGGAUUGGUGUAUGGGUUGUGGAGGUGUUUCGUUGGAGAGUAUUGGUUUUGGGGCGUGUAGAUGCUAUAUGAGCUGAGAUAUAUAUAUAGUUUCAUAGAGAGAUAUAUAUAUAUUUUUUCGACGGGGCUAAG